UAAUAUUACAAGGUGGGGAGGGGGCAGGAGUGGGGGCGGCUGGGUCCGGGUAUGUAUUCUUCAAGUUGCAAAAAUUAAUGAUUUUCCCGCUCAACAUCCUGUUUUAUUGGAUCUAACUAUCCCAUAUGCGAUAAUUUUCCCCCAGAUAUCCUGCAUCUUUUACCUUAAUAUCCCGUGUCCCGUAUUGUGCAGUCGCUCUUCAGGCAGACUUUUUUCAGCUUUUUUUGUGAAUCCGUCCUCGCCCGAGCAGUGCCUUGAGAUAAAUCCCUAAUUAAUUAAUUAAGUCCAGUUACAGUUAGCUCUCCCUUCAACAACUCACUUCAUAUCUUCAUCUUGGUGUUCUGAGCGUAUUUUGUGCAUCGUUCUAGCCAAAAAUCAGAAAAAUUUAUAGGUGUCGUGGGCUGCUCUUAUAUAGCUUAGUGUCCUGUGGUUGUGUUUAUAACAGCGAGAAGCCUUGGACGGAGUGUAGUCAAAUUCAACAUGGAGGACUCACGCAAUAUUAGUGAACCUCUUGCGGCUAAAAGCUCCCAACUAAAUGAUAUUACGACUUCACCAGAAGAAAAUAAUGUGAAAAAAUCUAUAACGAGUGAAGAUAACUUUGUAGGUGAAAAGACAAGUUUUAUCGAGAACGAGAGUCGAGAACAAAAGCCAGCUGAUGAACACACAUCUUUGGAAGUGGAAAAUGGAACGGACAUGUUAGAUCCAGUUUCAAGUGGAGAAAAAAGUGAAACGAGGGAAACGAGUAGUAAUAAAUUAAAUGAAUUGACAACACAGGAACAGUCUACAACAGAAACACCGAAUAGGGUUUCCUUAGAAUCAGAGAAACGCGAAAAUUUGCUCUCUGAUAAUAUUGAUCAGGAAGAGAGUGCUGCUAGUACCAAGGAAAACCAACAAGAAGCAAAUCCACCGGAGCUUUCCCACACCCAGUCUGAAAUUAAUAGCAGUCCCAAGAGUUCACCAGUUGAACAUGACCAUGGAAGUCACAGAUCACCCGACAGAAAGAGCAAGGAUGAAUACAGGAAGAUUAAGAGUGAAGUGACAGGGGAAGGAGAAACAUCAGAGAGUGAAGGCGAAGAAAAAGAUUCUGAUCAAUCUCAGGACACUUGGAUGGAUAUUUUAGGGAAUGGGCUACUCAAGAAAAGGGUGUUACGUCAAGGAAAGGGUCAGGAUACUCGGCCAGACAAGGGGCAACGUGUUACUAUACAGGUUGCUGGCCGUACAGAGGAUGGGACAGGUGUUGAUUGGAACAGCAGUCUCGAAUUUAUCCUUGGAGAAGGAGAGGUUAUUCAAGCCUUUGAUUUAGCUUUAGCUCUCACAGAGCUGGAUGAAGUUUGUGAACUUGUUACAGAUGCCAGAUAUGCUUAUGGAAAAACAGGAAAACCAGACGCAAAUCCACCCAUUCCCCCUGAUGCUAAGCUGACUUACGAAAUACAAUUGCUAGCAGUUCGAGAUGGUCCUAAUAUCAAUACUAUGAGUGAUGAAGAAAGAAUGACCAUUGGAGAGAAGAAGAGAGAAAUGGGUAAUAAUUUGUAUACGGCAGGAGACUAUGCCGGGGCCAUUAACAGUUAUCAAAGAGCCAUUAAAUAUCUGGGAUCAUCCACAUCUAAGGAAGUUCAAAGCUUGAGAGUAAAAUGCUGGAAUAACAUGGCUGCUGCCCAGCUGAAGAUAAAAGCCUAUCCUGCAGCAGAGAAGUCUUGCUCUCAAGUCUUACAAGUAGAUCCUGAUAAUGUAAAGGCUUUGUUCAGGAAAGGCAAGGUUUUAGCAGCUAGUGGAGAUACAGAUCAAGCUAUAGAGCUUAUCAAGAAGGCAGAUCAGUUGGACCCCAGCAAUCAAAUUUCUUUUCAGACAAUUCGAAAAGAACUCACUCGUUUGAAACAAUUACUGGCCUCGGAGAAACGCAGCGAAAGAAGUAUGUACCGACGAAUGGUAGGAGACCUGGCUGGCAAGGGGAGCAAGAAAAAUAACCGAUCGCUUCUCGGAUGGCAGCUUGUGUUUGGAGCCACAGUUGUCGCUCUUGGAGGAAUUCUGAUCGCUGUCUACCUCAGCAGACAUUGAAGCAAUUGAAGCAUAGCUUCUCGAUAGCCUAGCGAUAUAUAGUUAAUAAUAGCGCGUAGGUCCUCUUGUUAAAUGAUCAUAUGUAUCAUUUAUUUAGUCUCCUGCGCAGCUGUUUAUGUAUGGCGCGCAACCCUCGAAAGUGGCAUUGCAAAAGGAUUUUGCAAAAGUAAGUGGCGCGAGUUAUGGACGCGCACGCGAGGAAAAUGAGUGAGUGCGCGCGAGGAAAAUUCUGGUGACUCGCGCUUUAUAGUAACGCUGGUGCCCGAUAUGCAGGCAAAGCUCUGUAUAAGAACAUAAACAAUGGCUGCACAGGAAACUUUUAAUCCUGCUGCUAGUAAAAUAAUUAAAAAAAUUUUGUGCGCGCGAGGAACCCAGUUGCUAUAGACCUUUUUAUCUUGAGUGGUUUGUUUUCCCAUUACAGACCACCUAAAAUUCAUAAAAUUAUUCAUUCAUAUACCCGUGAGUGUAUGAAAAUUUGAAAGUAACAACUUUCCAUACGGAGCUCCAAUAGUUAAUUAUUGACUGUGCUGUGAACUCGUGCUUAAGAGACUAAUCUGUUAUGUCAGUUAGUUUGCCAUCGUCUGUAUUGUAGUCAUUUUGUUUUCACCCACCCCUUCCCACCCUGUGGCCGCAUCACGGGGGGGGGGGGGGAAGAGAGGACGGUUUCGGUAUCGGCUCCUCCCCCUUUGAUGCGGCUCAGCUUUUUUCCCGCAACAAUAAAGUUGAGUUGUAUAUGUUA
Messenger RNA from Orbicella faveolata, 2794 nucleotides. RefSeq names its product peptidyl-prolyl cis-trans isomerase FKBP8-like. Gene Ontology annotation, molecular function: protein binding; protein folding chaperone; peptidyl-prolyl cis-trans isomerase activity. NCBI's taxonomy places the organism in Eukaryota, Metazoa, Cnidaria, Anthozoa, Scleractinia, Merulinidae. Gene Ontology annotation, cellular component: cytosol; endomembrane system; membrane. Gene Ontology annotation, biological process: negative regulation of apoptotic process; protein folding. The record is from RefSeq and is a predicted model, not a curated record.